GCGCGCGCCAAUUUCCGGAUCCGUCUUUGGGCGCUUCCGGUCGUAGUGGAGCCGGUUGAGAGGUCUGUAUGCUCAAUUAUCACGAUCCCCCUCUCCCAGGGUAUACUACAAGCCUCCAGAUGUUAGUCUGUGGAAUUCAUCAGAGGAUGAGUCCUCAAUCCUUGCACUGGUAAGCCAGUCUUCCCAACAGCUCUCUCACCAUCCACUGUCCUCAUGUCUACCUUACUUCUCAAUCUGGAUUUUGGCAAACCUCCCCCCAAGAAAGCAUUAGAGGGGAAUGCUAAGCACCGAAAUUUUGUCAAAAAGCGGCGACUUUUGGAACGGAGAGGCAUUCUGAAUAAGAAGAACCAGCCCCCUAACAAGGUGCCUAAGUUGCACUCCGAAGCACCAAAGAAAAAGGAAACUCCUCGAGUGGAUGGAGCUUGGAAGGGCCCUCCCCUUGUGAAAAAAAAGAGGACAGCUACUGCUGGCAGUGGGUCAGAACAGUCCCUGGAUAAGAAAGCUGUGGUGCCUUGGCUGACCCCUGCCCCUUCACAGAAGGCCACUUCUGUUGUGGCUAGAGUAGAUCUGCUAGGAGAAUUCCAGAGUGCCCUUCCAAAGAUAAAGAAGCCCCCAACUCGUUCCAAGAAAAAGGGACCUCAGAAGAAUGUCCCACAGAACUCCACUCAAGCUCCAUCAGAGAGUAAAUGCUCUGGGACAUCCCAGAAGAUACCUACUAAGAUGGUGGCAAUUGACUGCGAGAUGGUAGGCACUGGACCCAAGGGGCAUGUCAGUUCCUUGGCUAGAUGUAGCAUCGUUAACUACAAUGGAGAUGUACUUUAUGAUGAGUAUGUUCGCCCCCCCUGCCACAUUGUGGACUACCGGACCAGGUGGAGUGGUAUUCGGAAGCAGCACAUGGUUAAUGCUACACCCUUCAAGGUUGCUCGGAGCCAGAUCCUGAAGCUACUUACAGGGAAGAUUGUGGUAGGGCACGCCAUCCACAAUGACUUCAAAGCCCUUCAGUACUUUCACCCCAAGUCCCUCACCCGCGACACCUCUCACAUCCCCCUCCUCAACCGUAAGGCUGAGUGCCCAGAGAAUGCCACCAUGUCUCUGAAGCGUCUUACCCAGAAGCUACUGAACCGGGACAUCCAGGUUGGGAAAAGUGGACAUUCCUCUGUAGAAGAUGCUCAGGCCACCAUGGAGCUGUACAAGUUGGUUGAAGUGGAAUGGGAACAGCACCUGGCCCAGAAUCCCCCAGAAAACUAGUGGCUAUGUGGGCACUAGUGAUAUGGGGGGCCAGAAGCAGCACCCAGAAGAAGCAGGACAGUAGACCAACGGAUAGCUUGAGCAGCUCUGUAUUUCGGAAGCCAAAGUUGCUGAGGAGAGAGAGGUUCCACCCCAGACUUAAUAUCCACUGAAAUUUCACUCUGGUGGUGUGUUCUGUGUCUCCUUAAGUGUCCCAGGCGAGGAGGAAGCCUUGGAGACAGACCCCAGCCCCAUGUUGUUUACCUCUUCACUGGUGCUAACCAACAAGUCCCAGGGUGUUUUUGCUCCCGUCCAGUUUUUUACUUCCAGGGGCCAAGGCAUGAUGGGAAAUGUGGUUUCCCAAACCAACUUAUCACUAGGGUGGCCAUAUGUCCCAUUUUAUACCUUUUGUUCUCAAGUAAUUAACAGUACCCUUUCACUCUCAAAAGUAUGUAGGUUGAAUGGUAAAUGAUAGUCCCCUGCGCAUGUGGGUGAGUCUGCACCUAGGCCAUAAGAAUGUCACUGAUCUGCCUUGACCCCAGAUCUGCCCCUGGCGAGCUUUCCUUCUUGGGGUUGCAGUGCAGUGGAGGUAAGAGUGUGAACUUGAAAAUCAAUUUUAGGGAAGCACUGUCUUUCCUAAAGCAAUAGAGAAUUCAUUUAGAUCACACUUUUUAGAUUAAAAAAGAAUUUGAAGUGUUUUUUAUUUCUACUUUGCUAA
Molecule: messenger RNA, 1945 nt
Organism: Condylura cristata (star-nosed mole)
Lineage: Eukaryota; Metazoa; Chordata; Mammalia; Eulipotyphla; Talpidae
Gene: ISG20L2
Product: interferon stimulated exonuclease gene 20kDa-like 2
Exons: 4
Coding region: 214-1248 (344 amino acids)
Biological process (GO): intrinsic apoptotic signaling pathway in response to DNA damage by p53 class mediator
Cellular component (GO): nucleus
Molecular function (GO): 3'-5'-RNA exonuclease activity; nucleic acid binding
Source: RefSeq, a predicted model, not a curated record